Molecule: messenger RNA, 5111 nt
Organism: Galeopterus variegatus (Sunda flying lemur)
Lineage: Eukaryota; Metazoa; Chordata; Mammalia; Dermoptera; Cynocephalidae
Gene: FBXO21
Product: F-box protein 21
Exons: 12
Coding region: 38-1924 (628 amino acids)
Molecular function (GO): protein binding; DNA binding
Source: RefSeq, a predicted model, not a curated record
CGCGCGCGUGUGCGGCGGCCCCAGGUACGCGGACAAGAUGGCGGCGGCAGCGGUCGACAGCGCGAUGGAAGUGGUGCCGGCGCUGGCGGAGGAGGCCGCGCCCGAGGCGGCGGGCCUCAGCUGCCUCGUCAACCUGCCGGGCGAGGUGCUGGAGUACAUCCUGUGCAGCGGCUCGCUGACGGCCGGCGACAUCGGCCGCGUCUCCAGCACCUGUCGGCGGCUGCGCGAGCUGUGCCAGAGCAGCGGGAAGGUGUGGAAGGAGCAGUUCCGGGUGAGGUGGCCUUCCCUUAUGAAACACUACAGCCCCACCGACUACGUCAAUUGGUUGGAAGAAUAUAAAGUUCGGCAAAAAGCUGGGUUAGAAGCCCGGAAGAUUGUAGCCUCGUUCUCAAAGAGGUUCUUUUCAGAGCACGUUCCCUGUAACGGCUUCAGUGACAUUGAGAACCUUGAGGGACCAGAGAUAUUUUUUGAGGAUGAACUGGUGUGUAUCCUCAACAUGGAAGGAAGAAAAGCUUUGACCUGGAAAUACUAUGCAAAAAAAAUUCUUUACUACCUACGGCAACAGAAAAUUUUAAAUAAUCUUAAGGCUUUUCUUCAGCAGCCUGAUGACUAUGAAUCAUAUCUUGAAGGUGCUGUAUAUAUUGACCAGUACUGCAAUCCUCUUUCUGACAUCAGCCUCAAAGACAUCCAGGCCCAGAUUGACAGCAUUGUAGAGCUUGUUUGCAAAACCCUCCGAGGCAUAAAUAGUCGCCAUCCCAGCUUGGCCUUCAAGGCAGGUGAAUCCUCCAUGAUAAUGGAGAUAGAACUCCAGAGCCAGGUGCUGGAUGCCAUGAACUAUGUCCUUUACGACCAACUGAAGUUCAAGGGGAAUCGAAUGGAUUACUAUAAUGCCCUAAACUUAUACAUGCACCAGGUUUUGAUCCGCAGAACAGGAAUCCCAAUCAGUAUGUCUCUUCUCUAUUUGACAAUUGCCCGGCAGUUGGGAGUCCCACUGGAACCUGUCAACUUCCCAAGUCACUUCUUAUUAAGGUGGUGCCAAGGCGCAGAAGGAGCGACCCUGGACAUCUUCGACUACAUCUACAUAGAUGCUUUUGGGAAAGGCAAGCAGCUGACGGUGAAAGAAUGUGAAUACUUGAUCGGCCAGCACGUGACUGCAGCACUGUAUGGGGUGGUCAAUGUCAAGAAGGUGUUACAGAGAAUGGUGGGAAACCUGUUAAGCCUGGGGAAACGAGAAGGCAUUGACCAGUCAUACCAGCUCCUGAGGGACUCGUUGGAUCUGUAUCUGGCAAUGUACCCGGACCAGGUGCAGCUUCUCCUCCUCCAAGCCAGGCUUUACUUCCACCUGGGAAUUUGGCCAGAGAAGUCUUUCUGUCUUGUCUUGAAGGUGCUUGACAUCCUCCAGCACAUCCAAACCCUAGACCCCGGGCAGCACGGGGCGGUGGGCUAUCUGGUGCAGCACACGUUAGAGCACAUUGAGCGCAAGAAGGAGGAGGUGGGAGUGGAGGUUAAGCUCCGUUCCGAUGAGAAGCACAGAGAUGUCUGCUACUCGAUCGGGCUCAUUAUGAAGCAUAAGAGGUAUGGCUAUAACUGUGUGAUCUAUGGUUGGGACCCCACCUGCAUGAUGGGACACGAAUGGAUCCGGAACAUGAACGUCCAUAGCCUGCCGCAUGGCCAUCAUCAGCCAUUCUAUAAUGUUCUGGUGGAGGAUGGUUCUUGUAGAUAUGCAGCCCAAGAAAACUUGGAAUAUAACGUGGAGCCUCAAGAAAUCUCGCACCCUGAUGUCGGACGCUAUUUCUCAGAGUUUACUGGCACUCACUACAUCCCAAACGCAGAGCUAGAAAUUCGAUAUCCAGAGGAUCUGGAGUUUGUCUAUGAAACGGUGCAGAAUAUUUACAGUGCAAAGAAAGAGAGUGUAGACGAGUAGAGCCGAGUAGAGGCCAUUGUACCUUUGCUGCUGCUGCUGUCUUCCAGGAGAACAGGGUUCCGGAAGAAGACGUCUGCACGGAUCCCUCUGGAUUCACACCACCAGGAAAGCCACUUAACCAGUAGUGCUGGUUGCCUCCUACUCAGUUUAAAUAACGUGUGCUCUCCUCCAGCUGCAAAGACAAUGUUGCUCUCCGCCUACACUAGUGAAUUAAUUUGAAAGGCACUGUGUUCAGUGGCAUGGCUUGUAUGCUUGUCCUGUGGUGACAGUUAGUGACAUUCUGUCUUCAUGAGGUCUCACAGUCGACACACUCUUAUAAUCAUCCUUUUUAUUCACUUUCCAUUCUCAUGUCUGUCUGCAUUUGUCUCAGAGCAUUUCAUUUGUUGGAUACAUGAGGUUAUACAUUUGCAAUAAUUUCUGAUUUCUCAACGGAACAUGUGCAGUCCUAAGUCAGGAUUGUUGGUGUUUUCACCCUGAAUUUAGUCGCAUAUUCAGAGGUGAAGUUGUACUCUAUCUUGGCAGCAUCGUGGAGAUGGAGAUAGUAACAAGCUAAUGGUAAUUAGAAUCUUUUGAACUUAUUCUUUUCUAGUAUAUGAAACAGAGAUUUCACGUGUUUGUCCUUUUUUUAAUUUAAAUUGGGAGAAUAACAUAGUUAUUCUUUCAAAUUCCUCUUUUGGAUUUAUGCACAUCUCUACAAAUCCUUAGUUUUCUAUUUUAUUACAUAAAAUUCUUUAAGAAAAUGCAUAAUGGCCUUUGUGAAUGGGUUUUUCCACAUUCAUCUACUAUUUCUCCCUCUAAAAUGACUACUUUUUUAUUUUAAAAAUCUGCUCCAGUAUCAUGAGUAGAUCUUAAAUCAAUGAUGGAUUCUUUUUGUAGUGAGAUUUACAAAUCCGAUGUUAAAAUGUUUGCUCUUAGAAAUCACACUUCAUGGUCUCCGAAGACCAAACAAAUGAAGUUUCACUUUUGUAAUCAGAAAAAAAAGAAGAAAUAAUGACCUUAAUCUUUUUUUUUUAAAGAAGAGGUUUCACGCCCCUCGUCAUUCCUUCAGAUCACUUCAAGACUUUUUAGAAUGUGGUGGGGUAGAAACAAAUAGAAUGUUUUUAAUUCUAAGAGUGUUGGAUUAGUGGGAAAGGAGGCAUGGGAGUGAUCUGCCUUCCCAAGCCACCAGUGCCCUGGAGGCCCCAGGAUGAAGCCUGUUCCCAAGCCUCACAGGGAAGCCCAGCAUUGUAUUCAGACACCACUGGCUCCUUUUCCAUGUCCUCAGUAACUGAGCGUGAAAGGUACCAAGUCUUUAUGCAGCUCUGGAACUCCCACCACUCUCGACCUGCCAGUUCUCCAGCAAGAUAAUCUUGUAAUUAUCAGUAGAAGCUACCUUCUGGAGUUAGGACUGGGUUACUUUGCUCUCUACCUUUCAAGUAAUACAGUUGCCAUAGUGAGUGAGGCUGUAGGGGACUGUGAACCAGGCAGCCUCGAGGCCUGUCUGUCAUUGCAUGCAGUAUUCUCACACCAUGCUGAAUGACUACUUCAUAUUUACCCUUUGGAAACCCUGGCAUGACCGAGGUUUGGGGAAGCCACCUGAGACCACUUCAUAGCAAGUGAAGGCUAUUAAGCAGUUAUUAGAGAGAGAUGGGGACUUGGCCAGCUGGUUCCUUCCAGCCUAUGUUAGCUAUUGUCCAGUGUCCAUGUUCCUCAUCAGUCAAAUCCAAAGUCAGAAAGAUUUGAACUUGCAUUUGAAAAUGUGACCACUCACAGCACCUAACCUGCCUGAGGUGGGGGGAAUUUUACACUACGCUCAUUUAAAGGUGAAAAUUAGAUAAUACGGAAUUAAUGAGAUGGAUUACGAAGAAACUGUGGAGCAUGCCAAGAGUUAUAAUAGUUGGGUUUUUGGUUUGAUUUCCUUUUUUCUUAGAGUAACAUCAAAGCCAAGGAAGAUGGUUUUACCUUUACUGACCCAAUUGUAAAUAUGUAUCUAGACUUUUUAAAUGUGUUUCUUCAUGAAUGCUUCAUUUGGCUCCAGGAAGCCUGUAUCACCUGUGUAAGUUGGUAUUUGGGCACUUUAUAUUUUUCUAAAAAUGUGUUUUGGAUCCUGUACUCUAAUAAAUCAUAAGUUUCUUUUUAAAAUUUUUUCCAAAAGUUUUCUCCAUUUUAAAAAGCCCAGUUAUAGAAGUAGAACUUUCACAAUGUUAAAAUAUCAAAUACUUGGGUAUAGUAACUUCUCUCUUCAAGUGAAUGCCAAGAUUUUUUUGUACAAUGAUUAGUAAAUGGAACUUAUCCAGAGAAACCACACAAAUGGCCUGCCCAAUUUCGUUUCAAACAAAAAACCCAACCAUGACAAGAGUAGGUCUGCCACCUCUCCUAAUCUAAAUAUGAAACAUUUGCUCUAUUGAAUUUUUCUUAACAUUGGUGAGUGAACAGGGUACCUUUAUACUAUGAUUUCUGUGCCAAACAUUAAUUUUAUAAGAUUACUAAUAAUCUUUGUAUCUGGUUGUCAUUGCAAAGAUCGCACCUUUUUAAUUAUGUGAAGAUACAUGUUAUGAAACGAGAACUAUGAAACGAGAUGCCUUGAGGGAAAACCAGGUUCUUGGUAUGUUUUGUUACUAUUGACUUGAGUAGCCCCGCUGCAUACAGUGUGUCCAAAAUGUCCUUCAGAGCACUGAUUCUGUCAUGGUACCAUAUAUAUGCUAUAUGGGGGAAAAGGUUAUGGGUAAAUGAAGUCAGUUUCCUGUAGUCUCAAAACCUUAAUAUACUGCUGUGCAUUGUGACUUUCCAAGAGGAAAGUACAGUGUGCCCUGGACCCUAGAACUUCCCUCCCCCUGACACAGACGCACCGUCCAUAGGGACCAGUGUUUGCAGACAUACUUUGAGAAACACUGUCUCAGUGAGACAUCAGUUAUGUCCAAAACUAGUCUACCUGAAUCAGACCAGUUUUGCCAAGCCUCGUGUUUGCAAACAUUAUCCACCUAAUCAGAUUUUGAAAGGCUGGCUUUCUGCCCGACACUCAUAGUAGAUCUCCAUUAUAAGUGCAUGUACACAGCAAAGUUGUUUUAUUGAGAACAACAAAAAGUUGAUUAAUUGAACGGUACUGUUGCUAACUCAGAUUUACAUUUUACACUAUUGACUUAAAGUCCUGUUCUAAUUUUAAAAUGUUUUGGUCUUUCUUAACUUAUUAAAUUGAGCCAAGCUGCCA